Telopea speciosissima is the source of this 4387-nucleotide messenger RNA. Its product is annotated as disease resistance protein RPV1-like. Gene Ontology annotation, molecular function: ADP binding. The record is from RefSeq and is a predicted model, not a curated record. The coding region runs from base 33 to 4097 and encodes 1354 amino acids. Lineage: Eukaryota; Viridiplantae; Streptophyta; Magnoliopsida; Proteales; Proteaceae. Gene Ontology annotation, biological process: defense response; signal transduction. The transcript has 4 exons.
UUUGAAACUAUUCUCUUCUCGAAAAGACGAGGAUGAAUUACGGGUGGGUACGCCCUGUUUUUGGUUUCGUCAUCGAUUGUCUUCUUAUCUUAGGCGCCGGUGUUCUCCUCAACAAACUCACCGACACUAAACCUGUUAGCCCCAAGAAGAAGAAAAGUUCGGUUUUAUCUUCUACUGUAUCUACUUCAUCUGGAUUGAACUAUGAGGUUUUCUUGAGUUUCAGAGGUGAAGACACUCGCAAUAGCUUCACUGAUCACCUCUACAAAGCUGUGAAAGACAAUGGAAUUCACACCUUCAGAGACGACGAUGAACUCAGAACAGGAGAAGAGAUCGGUCCAGAGCUUCUCGCCGCAAUCCAGCAAUCGACGAUCGCGAUCCCGAUCUUCUCCAAAGGCUAUGCUUCUAGCAAAUGGUGCCUUAUUGAGAUCGCCAUGAUAGCAGAGUGGAAGAAGAAGGGGCAAACUGUGUUGCCGAUUUUCUACAGAGUGGAACCAUCGGAGGUUAGGAAUCAGACUGGGAGCUUUGCAGAGGAUUUUCGGAAGCACGAGAGGCGUUUUGAUGAUGAAACUGUGAGGAGGUGGAGGGAGGCUCUGGCUGAUGUGGGCAAAUUGAAAGGAUGGGAUUUGGACAAAAAUAGGAAAGAGGCAAAUUUAAUAAGCUUAGUCGUUGAAACAGUUUUGCAGAAACUGAAGAAUACCUCCUUGAUUGUUAGUGAUAACCUAGUUGGCAUCGAUUCACAUAUCGAGGAAAUGAUGAGAUUGUUAUAUGCUGAAUCUAAACAGAUUGUGGGGAUCCAUGGCAUGGGUGGUAUAGGCAAGACAACAAUUGCCAAAGCUACCUUCAAUAAAAUCUGUUCUCAUUUUGAUGGAUGUAGUUUUUUGGCAGACGUUCGAGGUACUUGUCAACAACCCAGGGACCUUGUGUAUUUGCAAAAUAAACUUAUCUCUGAUAUCCUAAACCAAAAGGAACAAAGCAUCACUGAUGUUGAUGAAGGAAUUAAAGUGAUAAGAAAAAGAUUUUCCAAUAAGAGAAUUCUUCUUGUUAUUGAUGACGUGGAUCACUAUCGUCAAUUAAAUGCACUAGCAGGGAAUGGUGAUUGGUUUGGAUUGGGAAGUAGGGUCAUCAUUACAACAAGAGAUAAGCAUGUAUUAUAUUUGUAUGGAGUGGAUGGGAUUUAUGAGCCAAAGGAAAUGGAUCUUAUUCAAUCUAUUCAACUUUUCAGCAAGCAUGCUUUUAGAAAAGAUCAUCCUCCAGAAGAUUAUGUGGAUAUUUCACAAAAGGUGGCAAAAACUACUGGAAGGCUUCCUUUGGCUCUUGAAAUUUUAGGAUCUUUUUUAUUUUUGAAGCCAAAAUCUGUUUGGGAAGAAACAUUGAAGAAGUUGAAGAAAAAGCCUAAUGCUCAAGUCCGAGACAAGUUGAGAAUAAGUUAUGAUGGGUUAGAUGAUGAAGAGAAAGCUAUCUUUCUUGAUAUAGCAUGUUUUUUUAUUGGAACUGACAAAGAAAUUGCAACUCAAAUAUGGAGUAGCUGUGAAUUUUUUCCAGAAAGUGGGAUUAGUAUCCUUCAGCUAAAGUCUUUUGUAAAAAUUGAUGACAAGAAUAAGUUCUGGAUGCAUGAUCAGCUUCGAGACCUCGGUAGGGAAAUAGUUCGUGAAGAAAAUCCUCUCGAGCCUGGAGAGCGUAGUAGGUUGUGGUCUCAUGAGGAAGCCUUGAAUGUACUGAAGACAGAAACGGGAACAAGGAAAGUGGACGGCCUCCACCUUGACUUUGGAUAUGCUUCAAAAGAUCAUUAUUUGAAGAGUGAAGGAUUUCAAGCAAUGUCUAAACUAAGGUUGCUCAGAAUUGAUUAUACAGACCUUGUUGGAAACUUUGAGCACCUCUUUUCAAAGUUGAGAUGGCUUAGUUGGAAAGGAUGCCCUCUGGAGUUUACACCAGCCAAUUUUCACUUGGAGGAGCUUGUUGUUCUUGAUUUAUCACAGAGCAAUGUCACAGAGCAUUGGAAGGGUUGGAAACAAAUCAAGAAGUCAACCACAUUGAAAGUUCUAAAUCUAACAGAUUGUUGCCUGAAUAAAACUCCUGACUUUUCAGCAUUCUCGAACCUGGAGAUAUUAAUUCUUGAAGGCUGUGGGAGUUUGUUUGAGGUUGAUGAUUCCAUUGGGCAUCUGAAGAGUUUGGUAUUCUUGAAUUUGAAUGAUUGUGACAGCCUAGUGGAAAUUCCCACUAGUAUUUGUAAGUUGAGUUCUCUUCAAAACUUUCACAUUGAAUGCGCUAAACUUCAGAAGUUGCCAACAGAAUUGGGUCUCAUGAAAGGGCUAACAAAACUUAUCAUUGACAAUGCUAUUCGGAUGGAACAGUUACCUGAAUCUAUUGGUCUUUUGAAGAAACUUAAGACCUUGACUGCAAAAUACUGUGCUGCAUUGACUGAAUUGCCCAAUUCAAUUGGUAAUUUAAAAUCACUUGUAGACCUUGUGUUAGAUGGGACACGAAUCAGUGUAUUACCAGAUAGUAUUGGAUUGCUGCAGAAACUGCGAUGCUUAUCAUUAAAGGGUUGCUUUCUACUAAGAAAGAUUCCAGAUUCCAUUGGAGGAUUGGUAUCGUUGGAAAAGCUUGACUUGUUUGGCACAGAUACUUCUGAAAUACCUGAUUCUAUUGGGAAUCUAGGUAAUCUAACAUUUCUUCGCCUUGAUCUUACUAAUAUAACGAGGCUACCUGAUUCUGUUGGAUUGCUAGAGAAGCUUGAGGUAUUAAGUACAAGGCAUUGCAAGAGGCUGCUUAACCAACCAGGUUCAAUGGGAAGAUUGAGACAUUUGCAAUGUUUUGAAAUGUAUUUAAAUGAUUGGGGGCACUUACCUGCUGAUUUUGAAACACUUUCAAACUUAAAGAAGCUGUCAAUUGGUGGACUUAAAAUUGUAGAAUCCAAGAGCUUUCUUGAGGGCCUUGGGAGUUUAUGCUCAUUGGAAGAACUUCUAUUAUACAAUUGGGCUAUCUCAGAAGGGGAAACUUUAGGUGAUAUUGGGAGACUAUCCUCUUUGAGAAUCUUAAAGCUAGAGAACAGCAGCUUUUGUAACCUUCCCGCAAGCAUCUGUAGCCUUUCUCUAUUGCAAAGUCUUGAAAUAAGGAAUUGCUCAAAUCUCCAGUCCCUUCCAAAGCUUCCAUCUAGUUUAAGGGUUCUAGAAGCUGAAGAUAAUUCGUCUAUGAAAAAAUUAUCAGAUAUUUCAAACUUAACAAAUUUACAAGAGUUGAACCUUCGGUUCUGCAGAAAACUGGUGGAGAUUCCUACUGAUAUUGGGAAUUCAACAAAAUUGGAAUCCUUACAUUUGGGAAAGUCUGACAUUCCCACCCUACCCACCAGUAUUAAUGCUCUUAACCGGCUCAAGGUACUUGACAUACACAGUUGUGUAAAGCUUAAGAACCUCCCGGAGCUUCCAUCGAGUCUAACUGAACUAAAUGCUGUUGGUUGCAUGUCAAUGGAAAGAUUGCCAAAUUUGUCGAACUUGAAAAGGCUCAAGCAUCUAAGGCUUGACGGCUGUCUCAAGCUUGUGGAGAUCCAGGGCCUUGAGGAAUUGGAAUGUCUGGUAACAUUAUGCCUUGAUUUCUGUGAGAGACUGACUGAGGUUGAAUGCCUUGAUGGACUGGAAUCACUAGAAAAGCUGUCAAUUAAGUGGGGAACUUCGCUAGAAAGGUUACCGAAUUUAUCAAGCUUGGAAAGACUAGAGGUGUUGGAACUUCCUCACUGCAAUAGGUUGGUAGAGAUCGUGGGCCUUGAGAGUCUGCAGUCUUUAAAAAAGUUGGACUUGUACAUGAGUACAUCAAUUGAAAGAUUACCAGAUCUUUCAAACUUGAAAAAAUUAGAAGAAUUGCAUAUUGAUGGCUGCAAAAAAUUGACUGAAAUUCAGGGCAGCGACAAAUUGGAGUCCUUACGAAUAUUCAAAAUGAAAGGGUGCGCAUCAUUAAAGAGUUUAGAUUUGUCAAGCUUGAAAGAAUUGGAGAAAGUAGAAGUCUCCAACUGCAGUAAGCUGAACGAGAUCAAGGGCCUCGAGGGAAGGGAGCACUUAAUUACUUAUAAGGAGUUGGAAGAAAUGGAACCCAUCAGCUGCUAGACUAUCUCUUUGAGUAACCAAAUACCAAGAUGGAAGACCUCUCUCUCCUACUCUGUCAAGAAUGAUCAAAAUGCUGCAGGAAGGUUACAUCAGUCCAAAUCCAACCUAAAUCUUUACGGUCUUAAAGACUUUUAGCUUAAGCCUGAUCCUAUCAUCACAACUACCAGGCUGGAGCCGAACACUGUCGCAUCACAGUACAAUGGAAACAUUAGAUUGUAGCAAUCUCUUGGUUUUUUCGGGUAAGCCCAAAUUUCUUUAAAUUACUAGUUGAAGAUGCGCUGUUUUACUUC